Messenger RNA from Lampris incognitus (smalleye Pacific opah), 1965 nucleotides. RefSeq names its product ceramide kinase-like. The transcript is spliced from 13 exons. NCBI's taxonomy places the organism in Eukaryota, Metazoa, Chordata, Actinopteri, Lampriformes, Lampridae. Gene Ontology annotation, molecular function: kinase activity. The record is from RefSeq and is a predicted model, not a curated record. Bases 135 to 1823 code for a protein of 562 amino acids.
AAAAGAAAAAAGAAAGACGGUAUCUUCAUGUCCCCCUUUUUAAGUCGUUGUGUCACUCGGCAGGACAGCGGAGCGAUGCGCACGCAGAGAUAACGCCGACGCCCUCUGCGCCCGCCGAUGUUUGGGGUGACGGCAUGGAGAAACAACCCAAGCUAUUGUCAUCUCGGCUCCGGCUCAAACACGGCGUCUGCGAGGUGGCGCUCAACCGUGCGCUGCUGACAUGGAAGGAGCCGCCGGCCAAGAAGAAGCGCGUCUCCGGAGGCGUUUACCACCCAUUUAAGCUCGGUGUGUGCCACAGCGUACCCGUGUCAGAGAUCAUAACCGUGCAAGAGGUGGACGUGGACAAAACCAGUACGGCCAAAAAUGAUGGGAGGUGGCAGAAAAUGCCCCAGAAACCCAGCGAGGUCUGCAUGUAUUCAUUCACAGUGUCCUAUGUGGAGAGGACAAGUCGGCACCGCUGGCGGUGCAGCGACGUUACCUUCCACUGUCCAGAUGGGACUCUCUGUCAGCAGUGGGUCAGCGCCAUCAGAGAGCAGCUUGCGUCCCUGGCCAGCAGACCCAAGCAUUUGCUGGUAUACAUCAACCCUUACGGAGGCAAACAGCAAGGCAAGCGCAUCUAUGAGCAGAAGGUCGCCCCACUUUUCGCACACGCCAACAUCUCCACACACGUGAUUGUUACAGAGUAUGCCAAUCAUGCGAGGGACCAUCUGAAGACAGAAGCGGAGUUGAAGAAGUUUGACGGAGUGGUGUGCGUGGGUGGGGACGGCAUGUUCAGCGAGAUAGUUCAUGGGCUCAUCUGGCGAACUCAGAACGACAGUGGCGUGGAUCAGAACUGUGCGGAGGAGACCCUGGUUCCCUGCGCACUACGUAUAGGCAUCAUACCAGCAGGUUCCACAGACUGCAUCUGCUUUGCAACAGUAGGUGCCAAUGACCCUGUGACCUCAGCUUUGCACAUCAUAGUGGGAGACUCCCAGCCCAUGGAUGCGUGUUCGGUCCACCACAACAACACCUUCCUGCGCUACUCCAUCUCUUUGCUGGGUUAUGGUUUCUAUGGCGACGUGCUGACCGACAGCGAAAGAAAGCGGUGGAUGGGGCCGGCAAGAUACAACUUAUCAGGCCUGAAGACCUUCCUGACCCAUCACUACUAUGAAGGGGCUGUGUCUUACCUACCAGCAAACGAUGUCCUGGGGACCCCAAGGGACAAGACCAUGUGUAGAUCUGGCUGCUUGAUAUGCCAGCACAAUGGGCAGCAGUAUUUGGGAGAGAGGGCUGAGAAGUACAAGUCAGAUGAGGUGUCAAACAGCGAGUGCGAGUGUGACGGUGACUGGAGGACGAUCAGAGGCAAGUUCCUGGCCAUCAACGCAGCCAGCAUGAGCUGCGCGUGUCCCCGUAGCCCCAAGGGUCUGUCGCCAGCCGCCCACCUGGCGGACGGUACCACCGACCUUAUCCUGGUCCGCAAGUGCUCCCGCCUCAACUUUCUCAGACAUCUCCUCCGCCACACAAGCAAGGAUGACCAGUUUGACCUGACCUUUGUUGAGGUGCACCGUGUGCGCCGUUUUCGGUUCAUGCCGCGCCACUGCCAGAGUGACUCGGACCUGGAGCUGGACCUGCGGGAAAACAGCAAGCGCCUCUUCAGCCAGAUCUGCCGGGACCACCCGGCUUGCGGCUGCGUUCCCACGUACAGCAGCUGGAACUGCGACGGCGAGAUCUUGCCCCACACCGCCAUAGAAGUCAGAGUGCAUUGCCAGUUGAUCAAGCUUUUUGCACGAGGGAUCGAGGAGCCGGCGGUGUUUGAAGAUCUCACCAACCCAUGUGCAAUAUAGUCUCGCCCAGCUACACUUCCCAACCCUAACCCCAGCCUCAGUCCUCCUCGUCGGACACUGGAACUGUCUCACUGCGUUCACAAAAGGUCACAGCUGUUGAUGUACCCUGCUGCCGUCACAUAAUACCAUGCACAGCCCCAAG